Messenger RNA from Harpegnathos saltator (Jerdon's jumping ant), 483 nucleotides. RefSeq names its product 60S ribosomal protein L13. Lineage: Eukaryota; Metazoa; Arthropoda; Insecta; Hymenoptera; Formicidae. The record is from RefSeq and is a predicted model, not a curated record. Gene Ontology annotation, biological process: translation. Gene Ontology annotation, molecular function: structural constituent of ribosome; RNA binding. The transcript is spliced from 3 exons. Gene Ontology annotation, cellular component: cytosolic large ribosomal subunit; ribosome. The coding region runs from base 1 to 483 and encodes 160 amino acids.
AUGCGGAAACGCAAUAAUAUGAUCCCGAAUGGUCAUUUUCAUAAGGAUUGGCAACGUUUUGUCAAAACCUGGUUCAAUCAAUCUGCUAGGAAAAUACGUCGCCAUAAAAGUCGUGUUAAGAAAGCAAGAGCUGUUGCUCCCAAGCCAGCAGGUCUUUUAAGACCCGUAGUUCAUUGCCCGACAUUCCGCUACCACACUAAAGUUCAUGCUGGUAGAGGAUUUACCCUGGCUGAGCUGAAAACAAGUGGUUUGAAUAAAAGAUUUGCCAGAACAGUCGGUAUUGCUGUUGAUCCACGUCGUCGCAAUAAAUCUGUUGAAUCCCUUCAAACAAAUGUACAACGUUUGAAAGAAUAUAGGGCCAAGUUGAUCCUCUUUCCAACGAAUGGAAAGAAACCUAAACCUGGUGAUGCAACUGAGGAAGAAGGGAGAUUGGCAACUCAGUUGAAAACAGAUCCGAUGCCAACAAGGCAUUGUAAGAUAUAA